UAUAUAUAUAAUGACAAUGAUACCAUAUUACAGAUUGAUGCAGUAUGAUAAUGACAUCACUGUUCAAUGCGGAUUUACAAACACCUAUCUUGACAAUUUAAUGUAGGUCAAUAUAAAAACCAACAGGCUGCUGCAUUCUGAGGUCCAGCCAGGCCAGACAGCCUGUUAUCGUUAUCGGGUGGUGAUAGUGUUUCUUUUUCUAUACGUUAUCACAGACAGUCCAUGACAUUGCUCCUCAUCUAGAUACUAAUUAGUUAUCGCCAAUUCUGACCGAGUAUUGUCAGUGUGAAGAUACUUGGUAGUCUACCCGGGUGUUUACGGAGGCGAACAUCAAUGUAAGUAUACAGAACAUCAAUGUACGUAUACAGAACAUCAAUGUAAGUAUACAGAACAUCAAUGUACGUAUACAGAACAUCAAUGUACGUAUACAGAACAUCAAUGUACGUAUACAGAACAUCAAUGUACGUAUACAGAACAUCAAUGUAAGUAUACAGAACAUCAAUGUAAGUAUACAGAACAUCAAUGUAAGUGUACAGAACAUCAAUGUAAGUAUACAGAACAUCAAUGUAAGUAUACAGAACAUCAAUGUACGUAUACAGAACAUCAAUGUUAGUAUACUGAACAUCAAUGUAAGUAUACAGAACAUCAAUGUAAGUAUACAGAACAUCAAUGUAAGUAUACAGAACAUCAAUGUAAGUAUACAGAACAUCAAUGUUAGUAUACUGAACAUCAAUGUUAGUAUACAGAACAUCAAUGUAAGUAUACAGAACACCAAUGUAAGUAUACAGAACAUCAAUGUAAGUAUACAGAACAUCAAUGUAAGUAUACAGAACAUCAAUGUAAGUAUACAGAACAUCCACAGCAGGCCAGUUACAUAUUAUGUUAGUUUUUGUAGUUGUUUCACUUGCUUUGCCAUUUGACUCCUGAUUUACAAUAUAAACUUUUACAUAUUUAUUCAUAGAAAAUAAAAUAAUGUACGGAAUUAAAACUGAAUUAUUUUGAGUGGCUGGGCUACAAAUUGAAUAGCGUAGUCUCCUUUUUUCAGUGUUUGAUAUUUUAAAAACAUUUAUCGAUUUAUUGAUUAAUAUUUAUGUAUUCAAAUUCGACGAAUUCAAUAAUUCAUAUAACGUACAUGGUAAAACAUUUCAAACAUCAUGUUUACUCAGCCUUUAUCUGGUGGGAUGAAAAAACGAACUUGAUGUAUACAAUAUAAUUAAAAGUUGUAUAAUUGUUAUAAAGUACAUAAUUCAUUUUAUUUGCGUUACAUGAGUUUUGUUCUUAAGAUAGUAAAAUAGAAUGAAAAUUACCAUAUCGUUAAUACCAAGAAUUCGUACCUGGAUGAUAAUACAAGUAAACAACACCAGAAAUGUAAAACUAGUAUGAUCUUCCAACCAACUAUCCAGUCCCCAACUUACCCAACAGACUAUCAUGGCCUUUAUAUCCAAGAAAAUGGAUAGGAUUGGGUUGGAUACAUUGUGUGAGAAAAUAUCAACUUAAUUAAUAAUAUGACGCUCUCCAGUAUAUGUAAGAUGUGUGUGUUUUAGGUAAUAACAUUUUUAAAGAUAACGUGACAUUAUAUGUAAUGCAUAUUCAGAUGUGAUGUAUAUGUGUAUUAUAUUACGUUGUAUGAUAUAUAAAUAUAUGUUUGUGUUUGUAAUGUUAAGUGAUAUGUUGGAAACUUUACAAUAAAAAAGAAAUUGAGAAUCUGAGAGGCUGAACCAAAGGACUAUCACAACAUCAUUAUCCAGUCAUUCAUCCAAUCCCCAACCGACACAGAUACACACACGUCAAUAAUCCAGAAGGAAUGCUUACGACACCGUCUAUGACUGGGCAGUAGUAUGGCUAGGUAUACGGUUCUGGUAACUGGUGGGAACGGAUGUCUUGGACAACAUAUAGUGCGACUCCUCCAGGAAAAGGCAGACUUUGUCACCCAUAUCAAAGUCCUGGAUCUACGGAAAUUUUCCAAUCAGCUGAACUACAGAGGACGAAAGCCUGUGGAGGCAUUUGUCGGUGACGUCAUAGAUGAAGAAGUCAUAAAGAGCGCCACAAGUGGAGUGGACUGCGUGAUUCACGUAGCCAGUGUGGUGGAUGUUAGGAUGUUUCCGAACGAGGCCAACUUGUACAAGGUCAAUGUUACAGGCACAGAAAAACUUCUUCAAGUCUGCAUCAGGCAAAACGUCCGUGGCUUUGUGUACUGCAGUUCACAAACUGCUGUCAUGGGUUACGAGGAGAUCAUCGACUCCGACGAGACGCUUGUUAUACCGAAGAAAUUCCUAUUCGGACCGUAUGGCGUUACCAAACACUUAGCUGAACAGGUCGUAGAGAGCCAGAACGGUGCCAGCCUACCCGAUGGUGGUAGAAUGCAGACCUUGUCACUCAGACCUGUGACCAUGUACGGGGAACUCGACUGUCACUGGGUACCGAACUUCCUUCACUGGGCUAACCUGCUCGGUGGGACUAUGGUUCCGUUUGCCAAUGGAACCACACAGGCGGCAUACGCUGGCAACGUGGCGUGGGGGUUUGUAUGUGCGGUCAAGGCCGUGCGGGAAAACUCGGACCUUGGCGGGGAAACGUUCUUCAUGUGUGAUGACACUCCUAUGGCGAACAUGUUUGAACUAGUUGAUCCGUUUUUGAAAAGUUGUGGUUUCAAGUUGAUACCCUUUACAUCACCAUAUUGGUUAACCUAUUUGGCUGCGGUGCUUUUUAUUUGUAUAGCUUGGAUUGUCUCCCCUAUAUUCGAGAUCAACUCAAACUUUACACCGGCUUCUGCGAGGUUUAUGAACAUGAGAGUAAAUUCCGUAUAUUCGAAAGCUACUAAAAUGUUGAAUUACACACCUUUGUAUUCACACGAGGAAAGUCUCAGGCGGUCCAUACAGUACUACAAACAGCCUACCAUAUGGUGAAGGAGGGAUAACACUUAACUCAGGCGCGGCCAGUGUCAAUCAUGGGGCAGUCUCGUUCAAAACUGAUCCACGUAGAAAAAAAAUCAACAUUACGUGAACAGACAAAACUAAAAAUCACACAAAUGUAUUGGAAUGUUGUGAUUUUCUUCUUACAGUCACACAGUACUGAGUAUUUAUUUAUCUUUUUAUUUAUUACAAGCGUACUGAUCAUUGAAAUACUAUCUUUAUUUAUUACAAGCAUAUCCAUAUACAGUACUGGAUAUUGUGUGAAUCAUUUGAAUACUAUCUUUAUCUUUUACAAGCAUAUCCAUAUACAGUACUGCAUGGAUAUUGUGUGAAUCAUUACAAUACUAUCUUAACUUAUUUAUUACGAAUAUACUGAUUACUGAUAUAUAUUACUGGAUAUUGUGUUUAUUAUUGGAAUAUUAUCUUUAUUUAUCCUGUCUUUACAUUAUACAUGUACAGUUCCGACUUGUUUACUAAACAAAUCAUUUAAAACAAUAUUCAGUGUUGAACAUUAUACAAAUAAAACUGAUCACACUAACAUAUCACAUGUUAUUUGAGCAUUUUCCCUAUAAUGAUCCAUUUUCAUUUUUUCAAUUUAUUUGUUACAUAAGAAACCAAAUCAUGUAAGAUUAUAAUGAGAUCAUAUUUUUUGUACACAUUCUUAAUUGCAAAAAUAGUGUCACCUGAUUCCCGAUACAUAAGUCAGAUUGGUCGGUCAUGCCAAAAUGGUUACUUAAAAAAUUCAGGUUAGCUGGAUGUCUCUAAAAAUAGAUUGAUUAUGAGUUACCUUCCCAUGGUAUUGUCAAAUAGUGCAUAUCUCGCGCAAUUUUGAAACAUGACCAGCAAUAACUUAGAGUAUCAAAUUAUCGUAGUGUAGAGAAUAUAUUUUAAUGUAUAAGUUUGUGUUUGCUUGUGUAGUUUUCGCAAUAAUAAAUAAUGAAAUAUUUACAAAUGCUUCACAGAUUCUCUAUAUCGAUCGUUGCAUGGAGAUGUAACCGUUACUCAUUAAAGAAAUG
This is a messenger RNA of Pecten maximus, 3925 nucleotides long. Its product is annotated as 3 beta-hydroxysteroid dehydrogenase/Delta 5-->4-isomerase-like. The transcript has 5 exons. Gene Ontology annotation, biological process: steroid biosynthetic process. Bases 1839 to 2903 code for a protein of 354 amino acids. Gene Ontology annotation, molecular function: 3-beta-hydroxy-Delta5-steroid dehydrogenase (NAD+) activity. The record is from RefSeq and is a predicted model, not a curated record. Lineage: Eukaryota; Metazoa; Mollusca; Bivalvia; Pectinida; Pectinidae.